Molecule: messenger RNA, 1988 nt
Organism: Sorghum bicolor (sorghum)
Lineage: Eukaryota; Viridiplantae; Streptophyta; Magnoliopsida; Poales; Poaceae
Product: ethylene-responsive transcription factor 3
Exons: 1
Coding region: 296-883 (195 amino acids)
Biological process (GO): regulation of DNA-templated transcription
Molecular function (GO): DNA-binding transcription factor activity; DNA binding
Source: RefSeq, a predicted model, not a curated record
GCAACCGUCUCCAGCCAGAGAAACCGGAGCGACCCACCCCAACCACGGGGCACAACAGCUUACAGGAGCACGGCUGGCUGCAGCACGGCAGACGCGGCCGGAGGAGAAACCGAAGCGCAAAAAAGACCAAAAAAGCCAAGGAGAAACCAGGGUGCGGGGAGGGAGGGAGGGAGCCCAGCCCCAGAGAGAGAGCAGGGGAGGAAAAAUAAACUAGUGGCCAAACCCUAGCCUGCCGAGCCCCCCCGCGUGCGCUCUCCGCCGCCCGCCCCGCCCCGCCCCUCCCCUCCGGUACGCGAUGCGCCGGGCGAAGCCGCCGCAGCCGCAGCCCUCGCCGUCGCCGGAGAUCCGGUACCGCGGCGUGCGGAGGCGGCCGUCGGGGCGCUACGCCGCCGAGAUCCGGGACCCGGCCAAGAAGACCCCGAUCUGGCUCGGCACCUUCGACUCCGCCGAGGCCGCCGCGCGCGCCUACGACGCCGCCGCCCGAUCCCUACGCGGGCCCACCGCACGCACCAACUUUCCCAGCGCCGCGGCACCGGUCCCGCGGCACAGAGCCCCCUCCGCCUCCGCCGCCGCAGCCCCCGCGGCGGCGGCGGCGGCCACGUCCAGCCACAGCAGUACCGUCGAGUCGUGGAGCGGCGGCGCACCCCGCGCCCCCUCCGCCCUGCCGCGGAGCGCCGCCGCGCCCAUGGAGGAGGACGACGACGAGGACUGCCACAGCUACUGCGGAUCCUCGUCGUCCGUCCUCUGCGAAGACGCCUGCGGCGACGACGCGGCCGCGUCCCGCGCGCCCCUGCCUUUCGAUCUGAACCUGCCGCCGCCUCUUGACGCGGCCGCUGAGGCCGAUCAGAUGGGUGCCCGCUACGACACGCUACUCCGCCUCUAGCUCGCGAGAACGGCCACGACGAAUCAGAGGAAAGAUCGACACCAGACCGCUUGUCCUUCUUCGGCUGCUGAUCCGGUGGUGUUCUCUCGCUAGAUGGAUAAUUCUUGCCUUUUUUCCCUUCUUUUUUUUCUUCUCUUUUUUGUUCUUUUCUUACCACCACGAUGAUGAUGAUGAUGAUUCGAUAUUAUGUGAAUAAUUCAGUUAUGUCCAUGUAAGCUGUGAGGAAGGAAAUCUGAGCUUUUCCUUAUCUUUCUCUGGUGUGUUCGAGUCAUAUUGCUGCUGCUGCCCUUUCAUUUGUUGGAAAGAUAAUGGAAGAAAUCAAGAGAAAUUAUUUACACAGACCAUUUGCUGCUGCCUUACCCUGUCUGAGCUCAGUUGAGCUGAACAUGAUUAGCUUAUACUAAUGUACUAACUGAUUCAUCUACUGAUGUGCAAAUCAUAUUCAAUACAUGCAUUGCAAGUUACAAGGUUACAAUUUGCAAGUGCAAUUGGUAGUGCCAUCUGAAAGUUCUAUUCUAGUAAAUACUUGGAUUUGUUAAAAUUAUCUGAAUAUUCUAAGGCAAUACUUGGAUUAUAUUUUUGCAGUGCUUCUUCUUCCCUCAAGCCGGCUGAUUCUAUUGGUUUUGCUAUUUCUUUAAGCAUUGGAUUAACAGUGACUGAUCCCAUUGAUCAUGUCAUAAGCCAGCUGACUGAUCCCAUUGAUCAUAUCCUGUGACCUUGAAGCCAAUUCUUGAAGACUCGUGUUGUGACCCUGAAAAACAAAUUCUUGAAGCCACUUCUUGGACAGCCAAUGAUGUAGAUGAGUAGAGGUGUUUUGCGUAAUUAAUUGCCUGCUCGUCACAAUGGUUAUUAUUUCUUCCAGAAUGUCCCAUUCUGAUGUGUAAGGUGAUGUGCAGCUCCUUCUCCUUGCAUGAUUGCCGCUCCUUCAGUGCAAGUGUAAAAAGGCCAUGCUAUAUGUUUGUUUGAUUAACUCACUUUCAUCUCCAAACUUCAGUGCAAGUGUAAAAAGACCAUGCUAUCUGUUUGUUUGAUUAACUGACUUUCAUCUCCAAACUAGAUGUCAAGUUGAACUGUACAAUGCUGAUAUACAUCAUGUUUGAUUUCC